AGCUUGAUUCCGCAGAUGCGGUAGGUUCGUCUUUCCCCUUCCACACUGUUCGUUCAUCUUCGCCUUCGCCUCCUUCGAUAACAUUCCUUCCGAUCGGAUCCGAAAUCACACCUCGCCGUUCGCCGAAGAUGACGGGAGCUUGCUGGCCAUAUCUUUCUUCCGUUCGUGCACUUCUUCGGCCAAAUCCCGUAAAUCCACCAAACUCCCGGAUUUAGUAAAUCCGGGAUUUACAGCAAAAAGAGCAAAACGGAGGAUUUAACUCGCUGUGAGAUUUAACGGUUCCAUAAAUCCUGUUAAACAGGAUUUAACAUAAAUCCUGCUCAAAUUUUGCAUAAAUCAUAUUGCCAAACAGCCCCCUUAGCUUAUUCUGUCGCCGAUGGCUUCGGCGAAGUCGUCUCGAUCUAGGGCUUCGGGGCCCUCUGGCCUCAGCUCCACGGGGAUCCAGCAUCUUGGAGGAUCGAUUCCUGGAUCCCAAGAUAGUGUUGUACAGCUUUCCGAUAAGCUAAAGAUAUUCAAAACUGAUAAUUUUGAUCCGGAUGCCUACAUGCAGUCCAAAUGCCAGAGCAUGAACGAGAAGGAAAUAAGGCACAUGUGUGCCUAUUUGCAAGAUCUAAAGAAGGCUUCUGCGGAAGAAAUGCGCAAAAGUGUUUAUGCUAACUAUGCAGCAUUCAUUAGGACAUCCAAGGAAAUAUCAGAUCUAGAAGGUGAACUUCUUUCUAUCAGAAAUCUGCUAUCCUCUCAAGCUGCUUUAAUUCAUAAUUUAGCUGAAGGAGUUCAUGUUGAAACUUUUUCUGAGGAUUCUGAUUAUUCUACGGAAGACAGUACAGCAAAAAUUGAUGAUCAAGAGCCUUCAAAUUUAGAAAAAUGGUUGCGAGAGCUUCCUGAUAUGCUUGACGUUUUACUUGCUGAAAGGAGGGUGGAGGAAGCCUUAGAUGCCCUGGACGAAGCAGAACGGGUGGCGGCCUCAGAUGGAAAAGAGAACCACACACUGAGUUCAACUCAGCUUAUGUCACUACAAAAUACUAUUAUUGAAUGUCGUCAAAAGUUAUCAGAUCAACUUGCUGAAGCAGCUUGCCAAUCAUCUACUCGUGGAGUGGAGCUUCGUGCAGCUGCCUCAGCUCUGAAAAGGCUUGGGGAUGGACACCGUGCCCAUAGUUUAUUGCUAAAUGCUCAUUAUCGUAGGCUUCAAUAUAACAUGCAAACCAUUCAUCCAACAAGCACUUCAUAUGGAGGAGCAUAUACUGCUGCACUAUCACAACAAGUUUUCUCUGCCAUUGCUCAAGCUGUGAAUGAUUCUUUGGAAGUCUUCGGUGAUGAUUCAGCAUAUACAUCAGAACUUGUAACAUGGUCUGCUAAGCAGACCGAGGAUUUUGCACGACUUGUAAAGAGGCAUGCAUUAGCCUCAUCUGCAGCUGCCGGAGGUCUAAGAGCUGCUGCAGAAUGUGUUCAGAUAGCCAUUGGACAUUGUUCUUUGCUGGAAGCUCGCGGGCUUUCUCUUUCCUCUGUUCUUAUGAAACUUUUCAGGCCCAGUGUUGAACAAGCAUUGGAAGCUAAUUUAAAGCGGAUUGAAGAAAGUACAGCAGCACUGGCAGCUGCAGAUGAUUGGGUUUUUACACAACCUUCAUCUGGAACACGUGUGUCUGGUAGAUCGACGAACACAAUAGCUAUAGUUCAGCCCAAACUUUCAAGCAGUGCACAUCGUUUUAAUUCGAUGGUUCAGGAUUUUUUUGAAGAUGUAGGGCCACUUAUGAGUAUGCAGUUGGGUAGCUCCACAUUGGAUGGCCUUCACAAAGUAUUCAAUUCCUACGUAAAUUUACUAAUUAAUGCCUUACCAGGCUCAAUGGAAGAUGUGGAAAAUCUGGAAGGUUCUGGAAAUAAAAUUGUUAGAUUGGCAGAGACUGAAGCACAACAGCUAGCUUUACUGGCAAAUGCAUCUCUGUUAGCUGAAGAAUUGCUCCCUCGAGCAGCCACAAAGCUCAUUUCACUGUACCAGAACAGUGGAGCUGAUGAUUCUCGCAAAAAAAGUAGCGACAGACAUAAUCGUUUACCAGAACAAAGGGAAUGGAAAAGAAAACUGCAGCGUUGUGUUGACAGACUAAGAGAUUCAUUUUGCCGGCAGCAUGCUCUUGAUCUUAUUUUCACGGAGGAUGGUGAAACACAUCUCAGUGCAGAAAUGUACCUUAGUAUGGAUGAUAGUCAUGAAGAACCAGAGUGGUCUCCCUCUCUAAUAUUCCUGGAAUUAUAUGCGAAGUUGAAUAGGAUGUCUGGCAUAGCUGCAGACAUGUUUAUUGGAAGGGAACGAUUUUCUACAUUAUUAAUGAUGAGACUUACAGAAACCGUCAUAUUAUGGCUUUCUGAAGAUCAGAACUUUUGGGAAGAUCUUGAAGAAGGGCCUAGGCCUCUUGGCCCUCUAGGUCUUCAGCAGUUUUAUCUGGACAUGCAGUUUGUUAUCCUUUUUGGGCAAGGUCGAUACUUAUCCAGACAUGUUCAUCAAGUUAUUGUAGAGAUCAUGGAUAGAGCUAUGGCUGCGUUUUCUGCAACUGGAGUCGAUCCUGACAGUGUUCUUCCUAAUGAUGAUUGGUUUAUUGAUAUUGCUCAAGAAAAUAUAAGCAAGAUAAGUGGAAAGGCUAGAAUGGGCAAUGGAGAGAGAGACAUUAACAGCCCAACAGCUUCAGUUUCUGCAAUGUCUAUGUCAUCAGUAAGAUCACAUGGAAGCUCCUAAUCUGAAUUUUCUCUUGUAUACAGAUCCCUGUAUAAUUAGCUGUAAUUUGUUUCAUUCAAUUUCUUCAACUAUUGUGUUGCAUUUCCAAAUUAGGGUCUGAUUUAUUUUUGAUCUAGCUAAUUUGCUGAAAUUUUCUUCUUUGUUGUUUGGGUCUGUAUAUGGUAAAUUUUCCUGCUUCCUUUCCAAACUCCACACUGUAUAAUUCUUUGAAUCGAGCACAUGAGAUUGAUUUUCUGCUUCUGCAGAAUGAUGAUCCAUAAGGAUGGAAACUUGCAAGAUUUUAUUUAUGAAUUUGAGGUUCUGCAAUUAAUUUCUGUUCA
Messenger RNA from Dendrobium catenatum, 3042 nucleotides. Its product is annotated as exocyst complex component EXO84B. Gene Ontology annotation, biological process: intracellular protein localization; exocytosis; Golgi to plasma membrane transport. Gene Ontology annotation, cellular component: exocyst. Lineage: Eukaryota; Viridiplantae; Streptophyta; Magnoliopsida; Asparagales; Orchidaceae. The record is from RefSeq and is a predicted model, not a curated record. The transcript is spliced from 7 exons. Bases 377 to 2722 code for a protein of 781 amino acids.